GUGCGUAAUUGUGUCUUCCUUCCCGUUGUUUUUAGUGCUGCUUGCUGCUGAGGGUAAUUUACUUGUUAUUGUUAGCAAGCUGGUUCUUCCACAAACACAGACAGAUGAAAGUGCGCUGAGAGACGUUUCAAAUACGUGACAGGGAAGCACGUCCACGAGUGAGCCACGGUUUAUUAAAACUGAAUAGACGGAAAUAUGAAUGAUGCGGAUUCAGCCACGAGGAAGCACGCGGGUUCCCGAGAACUACAGACACCCAAGAAUGAGGAUGCCUAUGAAAUCUCCAUUCCCUUUGAAGACAACAACUUUGAGCAGCAGGGAGGCUUUUACAACCAAAAUGACCAGAACUUUGAUGGUAGUGAUCCUCCAGCACCGAGCAGCUCGUACCUGUUAAUCACUAACCUACGGACACAACUGCAGAUCUCACUGGAGAAAAAUUCAUGGCUGCAGAAGCGUAUUGAGGACCUGGAGGAGGAGAGGGACUUCCUGCGCUGCCAGCUCGAUCGGUUCAUCUUCUCAACCAAGAGUCAGGAAAGCAAUGGCCAUGAUUCCAGGAGUUUUUCUUGGAGAAGGAGAAGAGAAAAUGAUCGGGAUCAACAAGCAGAGAGCCAGCGGCCGGCAAACCGUCAGUCAUUCCAGCAGAGGCCAACCCAACAGACUUCCGCCAAUCCCAAGGCCUUGAGCUCUGUUCCUGGUCCAGUCAGUGCUCAGCUCAAUUCCAUGUUUGGACCCCCCCACCCUCAGCCUCUCUUACAGGGCCACGGUGGUGGCAGCACCAGCAGCAGCUGCAGUAGCAACAACAGGUCCCUCAAUGAACUGCAAGAAUCCCUCUCUCUUCUGGGAGAUGAGGAGGAUGACUAUCUUGAGGAUAGCUACUUGGAGGAAGAGGAAAUGAUGUCAGGAGAGGAUGUGAUAACAGACAACAUGUCACUUCGGAAUAUCGGCUCAGCAGGAAGACCCUCCGGCAGUCAUCCAGCUCUGAAGAGAAGGAGGGUUUUCAGAAUCGCCAGAGGAAGAGAAAGACAGAGAGUGAAAGAUGCAGCAGGUGUAUUGUUCCGCUAUAAAAAGAUCCUGGUGACAUACCAGAGGCUAAAGAAUAUGUCCAAGGCCUUCCAGAUCCACGGUGUAGAUCGUAAUACGGUGGCCUCGACCACACCCAUUGCUGAGCUUCUGCUGGUGGCUCCAGAGAAGGUGGCUGAGGUGGGCGAGUUUGACCCCUCUAAAGAAAAGCUUCUGGACUACGCCCGACGCUGUUACAUCGCCCUUGACCCACAGACUCUCAGCAAAGUGCAAGCUUUGAAGAAGAACAACCUCCUCCUACCCAUCUCAUACAGGUUGAAAGGAACGGAUAAUCGAUAAUUGGAGGAAUUAGUGGAGUGAUUCUCAUCCUGCUGUACAGUGAAACCCCUUCACUGUAUUUUAAUGUACCAUAGUACACACAUCUACCAUCUCACCCUCCACAUUGUGCUGUUCAGAUCCACUGUGCUCUGAACCAAGUCUACUAUUACCUCUGUUUACUCACUCAUAGAGCAAGAUGCUCACACUGGGCUGCACACUUAUGCUUUCAGGUUUGCUAUUUUGGAAGAGUACUUGGUUCUCAAACCCAUUUGUUUCAUAAUGGACUUAAUAGUAUCUGUUGUGAUUGAUUGUUGCUACGGUUGAAGCUAGGGAUGUGAUUCAUUGUCGAUAAUAAUUUAAUCGAUAAAACUUGAUGGUCAAUUAAGCAAAGUCACCAUCACAAUGUGUAGUUUUGAAGUGCAAGCGGCUCAUGCGCAAAACACGUGCAUCAAAGAUGCAAGGAAAAAUGAAGCGAGUGUGCCAUAAUUAUGUAUUAAUAUCUCCAAGCCAUGCAAUGGAAUAGAUAGGCUAGCCAUUCAUUUCGAAACAUAAUUAACCAAGGGGCCAAAAAACCCUCCAAACAAGUGAUUUUAGUGAACAUAAGUACUACUUACAGGUACUUGUGUAAACGCCACACUAAAAGUACAUAGAAUAAGCAAGUAAUAAGGUCUUGGUGGAUGAGUUUUGAUCUUCCAGCGCUGUUUCAGCUGUGCACUCCUAUUCUGUGGCGCACGGUAAAUCAAGACCUGAGUGAUCAAUCCAAUCCAAGUGCGCUCCAGCUGUAAAACAGUGUUCGAUUUGUCUCUAAACAACAUCCCUACCCACUAUACCUGAGAUCCAGUUUCCAUUGAUUGAACUUUCAAAUGACGUUGGAAAACACUGCGACAUGAUCACAACGCGAUCGAAACCUGAAAGUCCUAUAGCUUUAGCCAAGCAGCAUGUCAAGUCACUCUGUGAUCUACACAUUGUCUUAUGUGGCGCAAAAGCAUCAUGUGUAUACACAUGCGCUGACAGCCCUUUUAAAUACAAAUGCUUGGUGUAGCUGGUCUCUAACUGAAAGAAAUAUGCUGCUUGUAUUCUGCUAGUUGAGACCUUUACAAAGAUAUGACACAAGUCUAUCUGUUAUGUACGAUGAUUUUACAGAUCACAUUUUCAUGUAAAGCAGUUAUUUUUUCAAGAUAU
Molecule: messenger RNA, 2517 nt
Organism: Megalobrama amblycephala (Wuchang bream)
Lineage: Eukaryota; Metazoa; Chordata; Actinopteri; Cypriniformes; Xenocyprididae
Gene: ccdc106a
Product: coiled-coil domain containing 106a
Exons: 9
Coding region: 196-1356 (386 amino acids)
Cellular component (GO): nucleoplasm
Source: RefSeq, a predicted model, not a curated record